AUGGAUAACAUUGCGACUGCAGAGUGUUUAACUAUUGAUUUCGGCCCUUUCGAAACUGUUCAUCGCUGGCAGCGUAUGCCAGAAUGCGACGAAUUCGUUGGCGCCAGGCGUAGCAAACACACUGUUGUAGCCUACAAAGAUGCUAUUUAUGUAUUUGGCGGUGAUAAUGGUAAAAGAAUGUUGAAUGACUUGUUGAGAUUCGAUGUGAAAGAAAAAUCCUGGGGACGUGCAUUUGCAACAGGAAUACCCCCUGCUCCACGUUAUCAUCAUUCUGCAGUUGUGCAUGAUUCUUCUAUGUUUGUAUUUGGUGGUUACACUGGUGACAUACAUUCCAAUUCAAACCUCACCAAUAAGAAUGAUCUAUUUGAAUAUCGAUUCCAAACUGGUCAGUGGACAGAAUGGAAAUUUAUUGGGAAAACUCCCGUUGCAAGAUCUGCACAUGGAGCUGCUGUAUAUGAUAAUAAAUUAUGGAUAUUUGCUGGCUAUGAUGGAAAUGCAAGAUUGAAUGACAUGUGGACAAUAUCAUUAUUACCUGGUGAACCAAGAGUGUGGGAGGAAGUUGUUCAGUCUGGUGACUGUCCACCAACAUGUUGUAAUUUUCCAGUUGCAGUAGCACGUGAGUCCAUGUUUGUAUUUAGUGGUCAGAGUGGAGCUAAUAUCACUAAUAGCCUUUUUCAAUUUCACUUUCGAGAAAAGCGGUGGACACGAAUUUCAACGGAGCAUAUACUGCGCGGCGCACCACCACCGCCAGCUCGUAGAUAUGGUCACACUAUGGUCAGUUUCGAUAGGCAUCUUUAUGUCUUUGGUGGUGCGGCUGAUUCUACGUUACCUAACGAUCUCCAUUGCUAUGAUCUUGAUACUCAAACGUGGAAUAUUAUUUUGCCCUCCGCUGAUAGUCAGGUCCCGUCUGGUCGACUAUUUCAUGCAGCAGCAGUAAUCGGAGAAGCAAUGUUCAUUUUCGGCGGAACAGUUGACAAUAAUGUACGAUCCGGAGAAACAUACCGAUUCCAAUUUUCGUCCUACCCAAAAUGCACUCUGCACGAUGAUUUUGGAAGAUUGUUAAACGGUCGACUUUUCUGUGAUGUAGAAUUUAUAGUAGGCGAGUCAGAGACAAAAAUACCUGCUCAUAUAGCAAUGGUAGCAGCACGUUCGCAGUUUCUUAGGACUCGUAUUAGGCAAGCACGAGAAAAGCGAGAUAAACAUUUGGAAGAAGUGUUUAAAACUGUGGAUAUACCCAUUAAAGAUAUGCCGUUAUUAGAGGUGAGAUUGAAAGAUGCUGUGCCAGAAGCAUUUGAAAUGGUAUUAAAUUACAUUUACACCGAUCGUAUCGAUCCAACGAAAAGAAGCGAAGAUGGAUCAAAUAGUCGUGUUGAAGAUCCCUUGAGCAAUAGAAUUGUGCUGCUCAUGAUGGACGUUUAUCGUUUAGCUUUGCAAUUCAAUAUGAAACGAUUGGAACAACUGUGUGUCCAAUACUUAAAAGCGACCAUAAGUCAUGCGAAUGUUUUGGAAGCAUUACACAAUGCUGCUCACUUGAAAUUGUAUUUUAUAAAGGAGUUUUGUUUGAGUUUCAUUGUGAAGGAAAUUAAUUAUAAUCAAAUUGUAAUGAGCAAAGAGUUUGAGACAUUGGAUCAGCCUUUAAUGGUGGCAAUUAUUAGGAAAAGGCAAAUACCUCAGAAAGAGAUUUUUCCUGGACUAUGUGAUCUGAGCACAGGAACGACCUUAGAACAGGAUAUGGAGGCAUUUCUGAAAAAUGUUGGCAGAGAGUUCUGUGACAUAACCUUAAUGUUAGAUGGUGUUCCGAUUCCUGCUCAUAAAGCAGUUCUUGCGGCACGGUGUAGCUACUUUGAGGCAAUGUUUCGUUCAUUUAUGCCAGAAAAUAAUGCAGUCAACAUACAAAUCGGUGAAAUGAUCCCUUCUUCCGAGUCAUUCGACUCCCUCUUGAGGUACAUUUACUACGCGGACGUCUCGAUGCCACCCGAGGACUCUCUAUAUUUGUUCACCGCUCCGGUUUUUUACGGUUUCACGAACAAUCGACUGCAAGCGUUCUGCAAGCAGAAUCUCGAGAUGAAUGUCACGUUUGAGAACGUUAUACAGAUCUUGGAAGCUGCGGAUAGAAUGCAAGCUGUUGAUAUGAAGAAAUACGCGUUGGAUGUCAUUGUGCAUCACUUCACAAAGGUUGCAAGACUCCCAAGACUAAAGCAAUUAAGUCGCGAAUUAUUGUUAGACAUCUUGGAGGCAUUGGCCGAUGAACGCAGCGAGGCAAGGACUUGUCAGGAUAUGGCAAACGAUUGCUGA
This is a messenger RNA of Habropoda laboriosa, 2295 nucleotides long. It is a transcript of the gene Lztr1, whose product is annotated as leucine-zipper-like transcriptional regulator 1. Lineage: Eukaryota; Metazoa; Arthropoda; Insecta; Hymenoptera; Apidae. Bases 1 to 2295 code for a protein of 764 amino acids. The record is from RefSeq and is a predicted model, not a curated record. Gene Ontology annotation, molecular function: protein binding. The transcript is spliced from 10 exons. Gene Ontology annotation, cellular component: Golgi apparatus.